Molecule: messenger RNA, 1695 nt
Organism: Hibiscus syriacus
Lineage: Eukaryota; Viridiplantae; Streptophyta; Magnoliopsida; Malvales; Malvaceae
Product: GABA transporter 1-like
Exons: 7
Coding region: 116-1498 (460 amino acids)
Cellular component (GO): plasma membrane
Source: RefSeq, a predicted model, not a curated record
AAAAUUAGCUGCCAAUGCAUAUUUUUCUUUGGUAUUAAUGGAAUCUUUGAAAUGAGUGGUAUGGGUUUUCUUCUUGCUUUAGCCCCUCAGUUGCAGCUGAAGGAAAAAAUCUGAUAUGAGUUCACACCAGGUUGAACUUCCAUCGAUAUCUGAAAAAAGGACAACAGUGGAGUCCAAAUCUGAUGUUCGUGUACAAGAAGAAGAUCCAAAGGAUCAAGACGAGCAUGAAGUUUCAGGGAAAGGGACAUGGAAACACGCAGCUUUUCAUGUUACGACCACCAUUGCUACCCCUGCCGCUUAUGCUCCUCUUCCUUUCGCUCUCGCCUCUCUCGGUUGGCCUCUUGGUGUGAGUAGCUUGGUGGCUGGAACAAUGGCCACCUGGUAUUCUAGCUUGUUAAUUUCCACUUUAUGGAGAUGGAAUGGAAAGAAACACGUCACUUACCGGCUUCUAGCAAAUAGCAUCUUUGGCCUCUGGGGUUACUAUUCUAUUGCUUUUUUUCAGCAAGUGGCUUCAAUCGGAAACAAUAUCGCCAUUCAAAUCGCCGCCGGCAGCAGCCUCAAGGCUGUUUACAAGCACUAUCAUAAGCAUGGCACACUCACCCUACAACAUUUUAUCAUUUUCUUUGGGGUUUUUGAACUUUUCCUGUCUCAGCUACCUGAUAUCCACUCUUUAAGGUGGGUGAAUGGGUUAUGCACUUUCAGCACAAUUGGCUUUGCCGGUACGACCAUUGGUGUCACAAUCUAUAACGGUAAAAAGAUCGAUAGGGAGUCGAUCAGUUACAGUUUGCAGGGAAGCUCAUCUGCAAAGAGAUUUGCAGCAUUCAACGCUCUUGGUACAAUUGCCUUUUCAUUUGGAGAUGCAAUGCUUCCCGAAAUACAGAAUACAGUGAGGGAACCUGCAGUAAAAAAUAUGUACAAAGGUGUAUCAGCAGCAUACAGUGUCAUUGUGUCAACAUACUGGCUGCUUGCUUGCAUUGGAUACUGGGCAUUUGGAUCACAAGUCCAGCCUUAUAUAGUGGCUUCAUUGACUGUCCCCAAAUGGACAAUUGUCAUGGCCAAUAUCUUUGCUGUGAUUCAAAUAUCAGGAUGCUAUCAGAUCUACUGCAGGCCGACCUAUGCCUAUUUGGAGGAAAGAUCGGUCUCGUCCGACACGACAAACAGUUCCGCUUCAGUGUUCCGAAAUCGACUCGUCCGACUAACUUUCACUUCCAUCUACAUUGUUGUUGUGACUCUGGUUGCUUCGGCUAUGCCAUUUUUUGUAGAUUUUGUGUCCAUUUGUGGUGCCAUUGGGUUCAUUCCCUUGGAUUUCGUGUUCCCUGUUUUAGCGUUCCUGAAGGCUGGGAAAAUGCCCAAAAACAGAGUACUUGGCUUCUCCAUGAGGGUGGUGAAUAUUGCAAUAGCCGCCUGGUUCUCGGUUGUGGCUGUUUUGGGUUGCAUCGGUGCAAUUAGAUUUGUGGUUGAAGACGUCAAGACGUACAAGUUCUUCCAUGACAUGUGAUAGCCCGUAUCUACACCAUCUUUCCAUGAAAGAUCAUGAUGACAUUUCAAAGCUCAGAUAUAUUGGUUUAGUUCCUAAACUAUCAAUACUUAUCUUUGUUAGACUAACACUAUCAGCCCCUAUAUAUUCGUAAUCAGUUAUUGCCUAAACUAUUAGAUUUGAUAUGUUUUAGUACUUAAAUUUUCAUUUUUUUAAAA